AUGCGUGGCGACGGCGACGCUGUGCUGCGCGCCCAGUGCCUGCUGCGCGCCCACGCGGCUGGCCUCAGCGGCGACGGCGCCCUGGCCUUCCCGGCGCCCGGCGCGGGCGCGGACGUGGCGUGCAGGCCGGCCGGCCUGACGCCCAUCGUGGUCGAGGUCCCGGCCGCGCUGAGGAGCGACCUCUCGGAAAAGAUGCAGAAGCUGCUGGACGAGCACGGCGGGGUGUGGGGAGAGCGGGGCUCGCUCGCGACGUUCGGCGCUCGCGAGGAGGCGCCCGUGGAGGCCCCAGCGGCUGCGGAGGCCGUUGAUCAGGAGGCCGCCGCCCAGCAGGCGCCAGGGGCUGCGCCCGUGGAGGCUGUCGUCGACCUCUGGGCUGCGGAGGCCGAUGAUGAGGCCGCAGCCCCCGUCAACCCCGCGGUCAACAGGCACUUGCUGAAUUGGCCCUCGCACUCCCUGGAGGCGGCCCUGGCCAUCAUCGACAAUGUGCAGGCUAAGUCGGGCAUCCUUCAGACGUUCUUCGUGUUCUAUCGCGAGGACGAGACUCCUCUCAAGAUGACCGUCUCGGACACAGACUCCUUGUACGGCCUACCAGCAGCAAUUGUCGAUAAGGUUUGGUACCACUUCCAGGACGUCGCCGAUGCGACCUCGGGCGUUGCCAAAAUAUUGCAAAGCGAGAUCAUCGUUGCUGUCACUGUGAUGGUGUCGAACUCGAUGAAGAUAUUCAGUUGGAAAGCUCGGCGUGCGAAGCUUCACUCGGCCAGGCAGCAAGAUGAGGCGUUCACCGACGCGAUCACGGCAUGCGGCGUUCACAUCAAGAACACGUGCCGCGAGCAGUUCUUUCUCAAUGAGGAGCCCGUGUCGAACCUCAUUUAUAAGUUCGUGCAGUCGUUGGCCUUCAGCAACCACAGAAGGGUUUUCAAGGCUGCGUUGAGACGCGUUCUGUUGGAGUUGCCUGUGGAUGAGACCCAGCCGCCGCUGCUGGCCAGGAGUUCGAACUUAGCACGCAUGACGCAUAUACUUCCAGAUGCUCCUGAUACUGAUGUGCGAAAGACUGAGAUAUUGAUGCAUUUCCCAGGUGCUUGGGGCAGAGGCCACCUACGCUGGUACAAGUGGAGCGUGGAGAGCGAGGAAGAGACUCUAUCACGAUUGAUCGGGAUGCGUACCGAGUCUUCUGCAUCAAAAUCGGAGAUACAGCUCACGUACUUCCACUUGCUGACGCUGCCCCGCCCGAUGCCGAUCAUGACCAACCGCCACCCAUUGAAGAUGAUCAACCCGUCGCGGCUGGUGACGGUGACGGCGACGUCGGCAUGCCGUCGCCCGUCGACGCGGCCCCCGACAUCGAGGGAGCACCUGCGCAUGAUCACAUUCCGGAGCUUGGCCAUGAGCAGCGCCGCGACGCCCGUGAGCUAG
Molecule: messenger RNA, 1410 nt
Organism: Prorocentrum cordatum
Lineage: Eukaryota; Dinophyceae; Prorocentrales; Prorocentraceae
Source: the annotation of a GenBank genome assembly